This is a messenger RNA of Anoplopoma fimbria (sablefish), 884 nucleotides long. RefSeq names its product cytochrome c oxidase assembly factor 8. NCBI's taxonomy places the organism in Eukaryota, Metazoa, Chordata, Actinopteri, Perciformes, Anoplopomatidae. Bases 157 to 777 code for a protein of 206 amino acids. Gene Ontology annotation, biological process: intrinsic apoptotic signaling pathway. The transcript is spliced from 5 exons. The record is from RefSeq and is a predicted model, not a curated record. Gene Ontology annotation, cellular component: mitochondrion.
UUCACUGCAGGAGUCACAUGACCAGACGGCUGUUCGCAGAAGGACACCGCCAUGAACUCCCACGAAGAAGAAGAGGAGCGUUAACAACAGGCGGCUCUGCGCUGUAACGGUCACUGCCGCUCCUCUAAUCAGCCCUUAAGUGGCAGUUAAUUAAAAAUGGCGGCCAAAGCAGCAGCGGCAGCAGCAGCGCGCUGCGUGACGCGGAGGACGUUCACCCUCCACGCUGCACGCAGGUCAACAGCUAUGAAUAUGCGGGAAUGCAGCACAAAACUGGCAACCCAGCAGGACCGGAAACCAAAGAGAUCUCCCUUCAGACCGGCAGCCAGCACCACACACGACUGGAUCGGUCCACCGAACCCUCUCUCCAACCUCCGACCCAUCGUCUACAGCGUCCCGGAGAACGAAUCAGAGCUGGAGAGACGACUGAGACACCUGAGGCAGGAGACGGAGGACUGGAACCACGACUUCUGGACCAAACAGAACAUCAGCUUCAGCGAGGAGAAGGAUGCGUACAUCUUUUCACAGCUGAACUCCAGAGGCCUGACUGUGCGUGAUGAGAGCGGACGCCGGCGGGCCCUGAACAGUGAAGAGAUGGCCGUGUUUUACAAAAGCUUCCUGGACACAAACAGAAUACGACACGCAGAUUAUAACAAGGAAUGGUACCGACGUAACUUCACCAUCACCUUCCUCAUGGCCCGAGUCGCCCUGAGGAACAUGUGGAGGACUGUUAAUGAAAGAUACAACAGAAAGAAAAACAGCUCUUCUACCAGCUCAUAACAAAUAAAUAAAAUCACCUACCGUUCUUUCUUUGUUUUCAGUGCUUUGUUUACUUCUUUAUUCACUUACAGUAAUUAUAAAAACCACCUCUCGUAUCUGAUGGAAGA